UUCCUCCACCUAACUGGAAUCAUUGGUAGGAGCCAGGGACAUGCUCCUGGCCAGAGGCCGUUGUGGCUAGUGCUGGGGUGGGGGUGGGGUCCAGAGAAAGGACCCAUCCCUCCUGAGGGUAGGUCUGGGGUCUCAGGGUCGAGAUGUCCCCAAGACCAGACUGUUUAUUUAUUUUUAAGAUUUUAUUUAUUUGAAAGGCAGAGAGACAGAUCUUUCAUCUGCUGGCUCACGCCCCAAGUGGCUGAAGCCAGGAGCUUCAUCAGCGUCUCCCACAUGGGUGCUGGCCGCUGCAGCACGUGGCCACCUCCCUGCUUUCUCAGGCCAUCAUCUGGGAGCUAGAUGAGAAGUGGAGCUGCCCACAUGGGAUGCUGGCAUCACAGCACCGUGGCUUUGCCCGCUGCCCCAGCCCCCAGAUCUGUGUUUUGCUGAACCCUUAAUCUCUUAGUCUGGGGUCUUAGGUUUCUGUAAUUCGUGUGUGUGUUUGUUAAUCUCAGGAUGUUAUUUUGUGAGUCACUGUAGUUCACCGUCAGCUCAUUAAUUAGUUCUUCAACUUAUUCCUGCAUUAAUCAAUCAUGGGCUCAGUGCACAGGUUGAGUUAGCUGGAAUCAAUGUGCUAAGUUGGUAAUCUGUCUGCACAUCUGUUGUUCCCGCAGUGAAUCUGGAACUAUCCGGAACUCUCGCCUCCACGCACAGCCACUGAGAACCACCCGGGUGGGCUUUCUGUCCUCAGCACCUGUGGGUGGGGCUGUGCUGCCUUAGCCUUCUCCAGUGGGAAGUGCUGCCUCUCCUCCAAUCCAGCAGAGGGGCACAGUGCGACCAGGGCCUGACGCAGCGCAUGUGUCACACAGGGGACGUGUGUGACAUGAGAGCAUGUGUGUGUCCAACCACGCCACAGGCAGGCAAAACAAAACACGAAGGGCACCAGGGGCAGCCAGGACAGCCUGGAUGACCUGAAGGCAGCACUGAGCACAGGGUGCACCUGCUGAGUGCGGCUGGGCUUCGGCCAGACUCUGAUGACCCCCAUGCCUGCUGACAGAGAAGGUGGGGCCUCUGGGGAGUGACCAUCGACUCGGCUGCUGAGUGGCCAAAUCACAGCGGCCCUCGCAGGAGAGCCCACAGAAGCGACUGCUCCCUCCACGCGGGGCGACCUGCUCACCAGGCGUCCCGACACCCUGUCAGAUGCUGGGUCAAUAGGGCCCCCAGUCUUGGCCUGUGACCUUCCAAAUCCUAGGCAGAAAAACCCUCUUCCUCCCUAAGGGGCUGCUCUCCAGGACUUUAGUUCAAGUAGCACAAGGCUGGCGCCACGGCUCACUAGGCUAAUCCUCCGCCUUGCGGCGCCGGCACACCGGGUUCUAGUCCCGGUCGGGGCGCCGGAUUCUGUCCCGGUUGCCCCUCUUCCAGGCCAGCCCUCUGCUGUGGCCAGGGAGUGCAGUGGAGGAUGGCCCAGGUGCUUGGGCCCUGCACCCCAUGGGAGACCAGGAAAAGCACCUGGCUCCUGGCUCCUGCCAUCGGAUCAGCGCGGUGCGCCGGCCGCAGCGUGCCGGCCGCGGCGGCCAUUGGAGGGUGAACCAACGGCAAAGGAAGACCUUUCUCUCUGUCUCUCUCUCUCACUGUCCACUCUGCCUGUCAAAAAAAAAAAAUAGUUCAAGUAGCACAAAGCUGGCCAGUAGGUAUCUGAGCGAGAGCCACACCCCCAGGCAGAAGCAAACGCACCUCCCCACGCCUGCUGGGCACGCGCUUCCCAGAACAUUCUGUCACUGUUAGAAAUGAGCCUGUGUGGGGGAGGGGCCUGAGGAGCACAGCACCUGCAGAAGCCCCCCUUGGAAGCAGCCCAGGACUCACAAAGUCCUGCCCAGACCCGGGUAACUUCCAGGUGGUCUCAGCCCUCCCACCAAGGGAAGCUCCCAGGAGCACCCCUCUCCUCCGCCUGGCCUGAUAACACUGAGCAGUAAAACCAUCUCAGCCUUCCUCCGAGGCAGGCACCGAGGAGGCCUCUCUGCCCUGCGGGGGCUCCCCCGUCUGACAGCACUGAGCACUGAUACGGGGAAGAAUUGCUCCUGAUUCACACUCACUCCUUUGUCCUGGAGGAAGAGGGAGAGGGAAAGGAGAAACGCUGGCCCUCCAUGACUGAGCAGGGACUGCACGCCUGGCACUCAGCUCUCUGCUGAGCCACCACCUGGCCUGCAGGUGCGUCCUCUCCAUUCAACCGAGUCACCUUCCUUUCCCCAGUCUGCGUGGCCCGGCUCUCUCUCGGAUUCUGUCCCAUCCGUUCUGACGGAUGCCCUCCCCCGUUCAACCUCGCUACCUUGCCUAUCACUGUUCUCCGUGGUGAAGAACCUCCACCUGUCACCAUGUCACACUUAACCACGUGUGCUGUGGGGCACACUUGGCUCUGCCUCCGAUUCUGGCCUCCUGCUGAUGCAGCUUGGGAGAGAGCAGGUGACGGCCCAAGUGCUUGGGGCCUUGCCACUCAUGUGGGGAACCAAGAGGGAGUUCUUGGCUCCUGGUUUUGGCCUGGCCCAGCACUGGCUGUUUUGGGUGUUUGGGGAGUGAACUAGUGGACGGAACGUAUCUCUCUCACCUCGGUGUUUCCAUCAGCCCUUGGAAGCCACACGCCCUGCUGAGACAGCUGGGAGACACCCUCCUGGUGGGCCUCAGCUGCACAGAGAGUGGCAGGGAGUGAGGACUGGACACCCUGGCUGUGGGAGCCAGGCAAGCACUGGGCCUCGGGGACCUUGCUGGGAACCAGGGGGGAAGAGGGGCCUGUUUCUCAAUCCUACAAAAACGAGGAUUUGCAGGUCCCUUCUCCACGGGCUGCUGCUCAUCCCGUGACCCCCACCCAACUGUCCCCUGGCCUGGACCCUCAGGAGCCAGGAGGGGCCAUUGUUGAGGAGCAGAGCAGAGCCCCAGCCUGGGCUCCUGAGAAUCCAGGGAGGCUGCUAGGAGGAGGCGGCCCCUGGGGGGCUCCCCACAGCCCUCCCCGCCUCUUCAAGGAGUCCCCACGCUGUGCACAGGCUGAGGGGCUGUGGGGAUGGAGUGCAGGUUCAGAACUCCCCAAAACAAUGAACAGUCAGCAGCCCUGUGACCCCUGCACUGCAGGGCCCUAGCUGACCAUGCGUUCUUGAAUUUGACAGCACCUUGUAGGGGCCGGGUAGUGCCUCCUCCUGGCUUCUGCUGGGGUCUCUGCUGAGACCAGGACCCCCCCACCCCAACACAGCCGGGCAGACAAGUCACCACUGACUCGCGGCUCCGGCUGGGUGGGUGGUGGCUGCUGGGCUCCCAGGGCUGGCGCUGGGACUUGAGCUGGCUGGGCUGGGGACACCAGCAUCACCCUGGGACACGCGUGUCCUGUGGUUGGAAAUGGGACAAGGCCGCACGGCACAGAACACAGGAGGGGGCACAUUCUGCAAUUGGAGACAGUUCUGAAGUGGGGGUGCUGAGGCAGAGCCCUGGACCCUGCAGGGCCCACAGAGGGAGCUGGGCCCAGGAAGUAGCCCCGGCCACUGCUGCACCUGGAAGUCUGGGAAAGGCAGCCCCGGGUGUGGCUGGUGGUCAGCUGCCUGGGCCGGAGGGACCAGGGUUAUGUGCGGAGGAGCCUGGUCCUCCCUUUCUCUGCCUCCCACCCCUCUCAGCACACCCCCUCUUCUCCAAUGGGCUCUUCACAGAGCCCAGCAGUGGCCUCCCUGGGCGGGGUUCUGACUGGGAGGAAGGCACAGGCAGUCGGGGGAAGGGCUGCAGGAGUCUGAGCCGCCUGGGCCUGCCUCCCUUGGACUCCCACAGUCAGUGGGUUCCACUGUGCGUGGUCGGAGGGCUUCGGUCAGCGUCUGCCUUUGCCCAAACAUGCCAGUCACUCUCGGUCUGCCAUGUGCCUGGUGCACCUUGUUGUGAGUUUGCACGUGUGUGGCCCUGUGUUCACGCCUCCCUGUGAAUGUGCAUUCCUGAGCUUUCGUGUGUCCCCUGAUUGCACACAGGUGACCCCGAGUUUCAGCUGCGGUGAAGUGUGGAGGUGAGAAGGAGACGGGGGCAGCUCGGGACACUCGAGUCCUGGGGCGUCCGUCCGCUCUCGCUUCUCCUGAGUCACCAGGUAUCCUAGCGACGCGGCUUCCAGUUGCCUAGCAACCAGGUCCCAUCCUGGAGAAGGAUGCUGUGAGCUGGGUCUCUCUGGGUGGGGAGGGGUCUGACCCACCUUCAAAGCCCAGGCAGAGAGGACAGACAUGUGACGGGGGGCUGGCCACCCAGCUGCGCCGUCACCCAUGCAGCCUUGACCGUAGCUGUUCCUUUGAUUGGACUGUGCACAUGGCCGUGGGAGCUGAUCAGUUGUGUGAGACAUCUGUGGGACCUCCAGUGACAACCAGACCCAGGCUCCACCCUGUCUGAGGCAGGUCGCUCCUGUGCGGGAGGGCAGCAUGGGUGGCAUGGCCAGGUGCAGGGGGUAUUCUGCAGCUUGGGCUUGUGAUGGGAUUAGCUGGCCGUAGGCACAGAGGCACACAGUGGGCACGGUGCCAGCAUCCUGGACCCAGGCAUCCUGCUGUUUGCCAGGCUCUGGAACGCUGAGGCCUGGCCAGGCUGAGGGCCCAAAGAGUCUGCUGUGAGCACAGAAUGACAAUUAAGGCACGUUGGGGCCUCCGCCUGCCCUGUCUUUGUGUGCGAGAUGCCACACACAGCUGUGUGCCUUUUCCAUUUCCCUGUGAGUCCUGUCCCAUGUGUGUCCUAUGCAUGUGUCCUGUGCACGUCUGUCCCGGGUCCCGUGCGUGUCUGUCCUGUGUUUGUGCUGUGUCUUGUCUCUGGCUCUAUGGACCUGUUGACGUCUCUGCCCUGCGAUCCGCCUGGGAUCUGUGGGUUUGAGCCUCAUUGUUCAUCUCCUUAUGGCCUGGCCCUGUGUCUCUCCCUGUCCUUGGGGGCCCAGGUGACCCACUUUCCCUGUGGCCCCCUCCUCCAGCCUGCGAAGCCCCGCCCCCUCUGGAGCUGCAGCCUCCUCCCCCUCCCCCGCUCCUGGCUGCCGCACUCCUUGCUGCGUCGCUGGCGCCUGGCGUCUGCGGAGAAGGAGCAGCCGCCACAGCCUCACCCGGAGCCUACCAGGCCGGCACGCGAGGAGGGGCCCCUUCACCCUCUCUGCACCUGCCCCGGCUGCCCGGAGCCACAGGCCGGGGUCUCCGUUCCCAGCUCCCGAGGAGGUUGCGGAGGUGCUGAGAGAUGGAGUCCCUGUUCCCUGCUCCGUUCUGGGAGGAGCUGUACGGCAGCCACCUUCAGGGCAACCUGUCUCUCCUGAGCCCCAACCACAGCCUGCCGCCCCCCCACCUGCUGCUCAACUCCAGCCACGGAGCCUUCCUGCCCCUGGGGCUCAAGGCCACCAUCGUAGGGCUCUACCUGGCUGUGUGCGUCGGGGGCCUGCUGGGAAACUGCCUCGUCAUGUACGUCAUCCUCAGACACACCAAGAUGAAGACGGCCACCAACAUCUACAUCUUCAACUUGGCCUUGGCCGACACGCUGGUCCUGCUGACCCUGCCUUUCCAGGGCACCGAUGUCCUGCUGGGCUUCUGGCCAUUCGGGAACGCCCUGUGCAAGGCCGUGAUUGCCAUCGACUACUACAACAUGUUCACCAGCACCUUCACCCUGACGGCCAUGAGUGUGGACCGCUACGUGGCCAUCUGCCACCCGAUCCGCGCCCUGGACGUCCGCACUUCCAGUAAGGCCCAGGCCGUGAACGUGGCCAUCUGGGCCCUGGCCUCUGUGGUUGGUGUUCCGGUUGCCAUCAUGGGCUCGGCACAGGUUGAGGAUGAAGAGAUCGAGUGCCUGGUGGAGAUCCCCACCCCCCAGGACUACUGGGGCCCGGUGUUUGCCGUCUGCAUCUUCCUCUUCUCCUUCAUCAUCCCCGUGCUCAUCAUCUCCGUCUGCUACAGCCUCAUGAUCCGGCGGCUCCGCGGUGUCCGCCUGCUCUCAGGCUCGCGCGAGAAGGACCGGAACCUGCGGCGCAUCACGCGGCUGGUGCUGGUGGUGGUGGCCGUGUUCGUGGGCUGCUGGACGCCCGUGCAGGUCUUCGUGCUGGUGCAGGGGCUGGGCGUCCAGCCGGGCAGUGAGACAGCCGUGGCCGUGCUGCGCUUCUGCACGGCUCUGGGCUACGUCAACAGCUGCCUCAACCCCAUCCUCUACGCCUUCCUGGACGAGAACUUCAAGGCCUGCUUCCGCAGGUUCUGCUGCGCGUCCGCCCUGCGCCGGGAGAUGCAGGUGUCGGACCGUGUGCGCAGCAUUGCCAAGGACGUGGCCCUCGCCUGCAAGACCUCGGAGACAGUGCCGCGGCCCGCAUGACUAGGCGUGGACCUGCCCAUGGUGCCCGUCAGCCCCCAGAGCCCGUCCACACCCAACACGGAGCUCACGCAGGUCACUGCUCUCUAGGCUGACCCCCGAGCCCUGCGUGUCUGCAGCCUCGGGUGGGCUUUGCCUUUGGCCCAGGCUUGCUUGGUCCAGGACCUGGUGACAUCAUGGGACGGGUCAGAGCAUGAGGCUGCCUCCAUGGCCUCCACCAGACUGAGCCGCUCUCCUGGUGCUGGGCUGCGGCACUUGAGACUGCCCACACCAGACAGGGGCCCACGCGCACCUUCCCGGCUACGUGUCCCUCAUCCUCGGCCUCUGCCCUGCAGAGUCAACUGCGUGCGUGCACUGGGCACACGCCUGGAGGUGGGACAGCAGCUUCACAGUCGUGUGCACCCUGUGUGUCGAGUGAUGUCUGCAUUGCCUUCAGCCUUGUGGCCACUGGACCGGCUUGGUGCUGCCCAGGGAGAGCAGUGGGCAGCGCUUCUCUGAGCUCGGAGCCACCACCGGGAGCACCUGCCUGUUCUGCCUGCGCCUGUGGCACCAGGGACCCUCGGGGUGUCCAGGCGGGCUGUUAGCCUCGGUGAGGGGCCUUGCGUGCUGGGCAGGCCACGGCGUGGACUUGCUCUUGCCUCAGUGCAGCUGCCACCGUGCAUCCAUGACUGUGGCUCGGCUCAGGGCUGCACGCCUGCCUGCCUCCAGGAGACCGGCAGGGGCCCUGGCCCUCGGGCUUCUCAGUGAGCCUGCUCCUGCAGAAGGGAGCCGAGCCCUCGUUCCACAUCUGCCUGCUUUUCAGUGUGUGAGAAGGGGCUCAGGAGGAAGGUGCCGCGGGACCACGUGGCCUGCUCUGCCCGCAAGGCAGAGACCCGUGUGCUGGUAUCAGCGUCUGGUGCAGGGCAGGAGAACAGGCUCUCCCUGGGGUUCUCCCUCACCCAGUCUCUCUGUUGCUUACAGUCAGAGAACAGCGGCUCUGCAUCUGGAAAGAGGUCCCGGGGCCUUGGAACCAGGGCGGAUGGACUGUAUUCUACUCUGUCCCUCGAGACUGCUUAGUCCACAGACCUCGGGGUGUCUGGGCAAGGCCUGAGCUUGCCGUUGCCAGCUGGCGGGUUGGCAUCCCGUGGGGAGCCACGGCGAGGGGUGGGGCUUGGGCAGGCACUGUCUGGGCUGCGGGAUGUUUGGGGGUGGGGGCCCCAGUCCCUUGGAGAGCAGCCUGCUGUGGUCUGCAGGAGGAAGCUGCAGGCCAGAGACUUCGCAAAGGCUUCUCUGUAGAACUGUGGAAACACUGGGAGCCUUGGAAAGACUCUGAUAUUCUACGGAGACCCCGGCCAGGUGGCCUCGGGCACCUGCGGAGCCCAGGUGCGGAUCCUGGACUGGCUCCUCCUGCCUCGGGGGUCCUGCUCACAACAGCUGCUCCCGGGAGGAUGGAAGCUGCCCAGCGCAGUGUUUUCUUGCCGAAGCUGAAAAGUGUCCGAGUCUGCGCUGGCGUCACGUGCAUCUUCCUGUAUUUUGCAUGCAACAAGUACCGCUUCCCAUGCCUGCGGCCGACCCUGCACCUGCCUCGGGUGCUGAGGGAGGUUCCCUAAUAAACCACGGCUCGCUGA
Molecule: messenger RNA, 7910 nt
Organism: Oryctolagus cuniculus (rabbit)
Lineage: Eukaryota; Metazoa; Chordata; Mammalia; Lagomorpha; Leporidae
Source: RefSeq, a predicted model, not a curated record